AUGGAGGAAGUGCAAGUGCAAGUGCAAGGCGAUGCCGCGUUCACGUCGUUUCCGGGCGAGGGCUUCCGCUUCGGCAGCAGCUUCUGGCUGGAGAACCAAGUGACCAAGAAGCGCUGGACGUGCGAGGUGGCGGAUGUUGCUGCGUUUGCUCCGACGGGUGUGGUGCUGCCUUGGGAGACGGUCCUUCACUAUGUAGCGGCCAGUCUGAAGGAGUCUGCAGCCGCCACCGAUAGUGCCGACCAGACACCAACUCUCGUUCGGGAAGACGACGACCAGAGGUUGCUGCUGGAGGUGACCAUCAGGCUGGGAGUGACGGGCUUCGCCUGGGCGCCCAAAUAUGUUUUCCCCAUGACACUCGAGCUGCGGAACGCUACGCCGACGGACGUGCAGAUCAAACUCCUCACUACGCAGGUGCAAGAACUCCAGCAGGAAGUGAACACGCUCAAGAAGCUGGUGGAAGAUGUGCUGCGCGUUCAGGCCAAGCCUGAACCAGCGGCGGCGCUGGUGGAGGAGCUCCAGCAGGAAGUGAAGACACUCAAGGAGCAGAUGCAAGCUGUACUGCGAGAUCAAGCCGAGUCCCAGCCAGCAGCAGCAGUAAGCUCCUCGUCUUCGCCAGCUUCCGAGACGCCGUCUGACGUUGAUUCUCCCCAUCGCCAGCCAACGCCAACGCAGUCUCCAGCUGCGGGUUCAACUCAAUCCCCGAAAUCGUUGCCAACGCCUUCUCGUAAGGACCAAGUGUGGGGCGACAUCAUCGGGCAGUCAUGCCACCGACUCGUGCAAGUUGAUGAAUACCGCGAGACGCGCAAUUCCGACGGCGGAGUGAUGCGCAGACAUCGCCAACGCGCCUGCAAAGUGUGCUCUGCCCUGAAGGGGGAUCGCAGGCGUCCAUUUGAAACGUCUUUCUACUGUGAAGAGUGCACGGAGCAACACAAAGGCGGCAUGGUGUUUCUGUGCGACAAGGUGCGGCAUCAUGAGGCGGACCAAUACCAAAAUGCUACGUGCAGCCAGAUCUGGCACGUGAUGUGGAAAAACGGCGAGGAUAUCCCGUUGAAUGGAGCAUCCAUAAGAAUGCGGAAAAAGCUGAAGCUAAGCAGCUCAAGUGAGGGUGAGACGGCGGCAUCGACUGCGAUAGCAACGCCCGUGCGCAGGUCAACACGCGAAGGUUUGUAG
This is a messenger RNA of Phytophthora sojae, 1170 nucleotides long. RefSeq lists its product as hypothetical. The coding region runs from base 1 to 1170 and encodes 389 amino acids. The transcript is spliced from 4 exons. The record is from RefSeq and is a predicted model, not a curated record. Lineage: Eukaryota; Oomycota; Peronosporomycetes; Peronosporales; Peronosporaceae.